AUGGAGUUUGUACCUCGGGGAUGGCGAUCAUGUUAUUUGCCAAACAUCAAAUCCUGCACCCACCUCUUCAGCCGUCAAGUCAAGACUCCCCGAACUCUCUCCUCUACUCGCCGUCUUCUAUCCAGUGCGGCAGCCGAGCUUGAACAACCUCAUCCGGAAUCCGUACCUCGCCCUGUGCUGCAGGCAAAUGUUCCUCUACAGGAUCGGAGACAACUCCCUUUAUCCCCGAGUCCACGCGCUGAAAAGGAGAAUCUCAAUCCCACACACCUUCCCGUAUCCUGUCCUGGCUGUGGCGCACUCACCCAAGAUGUCGAUCCUGGACAGGCGGGUUUCUAUUCAUUGUCGAGAAAAGCGGUGGUGAAAUACCUGAGAAGCGUCGAGGGCACGCGUCGACAGCCAAACGAAGGGCAUCUGGGCAGAGAUGAGGCACUGUUCCGACCCUUGCAAGGUUCACAAGAUGAAGGAAGUCAGCAGAAUGAACAUGCGAUAAUUCAGCCUGAGCUCCCAAUCACACCUCCUGUCUGCGAUAGAUGUCAUUAUUUGAUCCACGACUCUCGUGGUGCCCCGAUUGCACAUCCUUCUAUUGAAGCAAUCGCAGACUCGAUCGCGGAGUCUCCUUUCGCCAAAAACCAUGUCUACCACGUCCUUGAUGCUGCAGAUUUUCCCAUGUCCCUCAUACCGUCGAUCUACAAGAACUUGUCUCUAGCGAGACCUCGAACGCAGAACCGUAGGUCUCAGCAUUCGUUUUCUUCCCGGCCCUCUGUAUCUUUCAUCAUCACCAGGGCCGAUCUACUAGCACCAACCAAGGAGAUGGUGGACAGCAUGAUGCCCAAGUUUAUCGCCACACUGAGGACUGCCAUGGGUCGUAUGGGACAAAAGCUUAGACUGGGUAAUGUCCAUCUAGUAUCGUCUAAGCGAGGAUGGUGGACGAAGGACAUCAAAGAAAGCAUUUGGCGCAGAGGUGGCGGUAAUUGGCUCGUGGGAAAGUUCAAUGUCGGGAAAUCCAAUCUCUUUGAGGUCCUUUUUCCCAAGGGCUCACACGACAGAGCGCCUGUGUAUGCAGACAUUCAACGACAGCAGGAGAUCGAAUCUACACAUAAAUCUACCGCUCCCACCUUCUUCUCUGAAAAGAAGUUGUUGCCCCCUCCUCAGCCGGAAGUUCCUUUCCCGCCCAUGCCUUUGGUAUCUAGUCUACCAGGCACGACAGCGUCUCCAAUCCGACUUCCCUUUGGCAAUCAUAAGGGAGAGCUUAUUGAUAUGCCGGGUCUGGAGCGCGGGGGUCUGGAACAAUAUGUCAAGUCCGAGGACAAGGCUGACCUGGUGAUGACACACCGUCCCACCGUCACUCAACACAUCAUUAAGCCUGGCCAAUCUCUGCUCUUGGGAGGGGGACUAGUCCGCAUUACGCCACUCCUUGAUGAAAACGACCGCAGUACUACCAUGCUGGCGUAUCCCUUUGUUCCGCUCAAACCCCACGUGACGUCUACGGAGAAGGCGUCGGGCACGCAAAUACAAGAGCGCGAAAGCGGUGUGGAAUCAAUCCUUGUGGAGGGGACAGGGACUCACAUAUCUUCAGCCGGUCGAUUCAAGUUGAGGACUGAUGUCACAAAGUCCAGAGCCGGCUCCAUGAUUAGAGCUGGGGUCAGCCUUGAGAAGUUGCCAUUCCACGUCUAUGCAACCGAUAUCCUCAUUGAAGGAAUCGGCUGGGUGGAGCUGGUUUGUCAGGUCAGGAAAAGCAAACGGGCACAUCAGUCUGAGCCUCCUACAGAAGAUUUUACCGCAUCAAGUGGUACAGAAUCGGGCGUACCCACGGCUCAAGGCCUUUCGAUUGGUACAACCACGUUUACUCCUUUCGGGCCAAUCCAAACAAAAGACGACUCGACACAGUCUUCGGGUUUUCCCGAAGUCGAGAUUUUCACGCCAGAGGGCAAAUACAUUGGCCAAAGAACCUGUCUAGAUGUAUGGCAAACGUGGAAUACAGGAAAACCCAAGACAAAGAGAGCUGCACGUCCUCGGAAGCCGAUGAGCGGCGCAAAGAAACGAGAGAAGAUGCGCCGCAGGGCUGCCCUUGUGACUGGAACCUAA
Messenger RNA from Cladophialophora bantiana CBS 173.52, 2085 nucleotides. RefSeq lists its product as uncharacterized. The coding region runs from base 1 to 2085 and encodes 694 amino acids. The record is from RefSeq and is a predicted model, not a curated record. Gene Ontology annotation, cellular component: mitochondrion. NCBI's taxonomy places the organism in Eukaryota, Fungi, Ascomycota, Eurotiomycetes, Chaetothyriales, Herpotrichiellaceae. The transcript has a single exon.